AUGGGUGACAGACUCACUCAACUGCAAGACGCUGUGGAUCAGCUUGCCCAGCAAUUCGUCGCAAGCUUCCACUUCGUCCACCGACGCCACGACCUAGAACUUCUUGGCCCCAACGACAAGAUACGCGAUGUCAAGCAGGAACCGGAUCAGAAGGAGGUGGACCCUCUCCCCGCGGACGAAUUCAAGGAAGGCCUAGCUGAGCUGUCACGCGACUUGAUUAUAACGGAACAACAAAUCGAAGUCCUCAUUUCCAGUCUGCCAGGCUUGGAUAGCAGCGAGGUUGAUCAGGAGCGAUACAUACAGGAGUUGGAAGACGAGCUCAAGGUUGCCAAGGCACAGAGACAGGACGCAAUUAAGGAGAAGGACCAGAUCCUCGGUAAGCUCGACGAGGUCAUCAGAAGCAUUCGCAGACCUUGA
This is a messenger RNA of Colletotrichum chrysophilum, 417 nucleotides long. RefSeq lists its product as uncharacterized. The record is from RefSeq and is a predicted model, not a curated record. The transcript is spliced from 3 exons. Gene Ontology annotation, molecular function: transcription coregulator activity. The coding region runs from base 1 to 417 and encodes 138 amino acids. Gene Ontology annotation, biological process: regulation of transcription by RNA polymerase II. NCBI's taxonomy places the organism in Eukaryota, Fungi, Ascomycota, Sordariomycetes, Glomerellales, Glomerellaceae. Gene Ontology annotation, cellular component: mediator complex.